This is a messenger RNA of Wallemia ichthyophaga EXF-994, 621 nucleotides long. RefSeq lists its product as uncharacterized. The transcript is spliced from 2 exons. The record is from RefSeq and is a predicted model, not a curated record. Lineage: Eukaryota; Fungi; Basidiomycota; Wallemiomycetes; Wallemiales; Wallemiaceae. The coding region runs from base 1 to 621 and encodes 206 amino acids.
AUGCACUUUCUUAAUCUGCCUGUGGAGGUGAUAGAGGAGGUUUAUAAACAUGCCAGUACAAAGUCUUAUAUUGCAUUAACACAAACGAAUCAUAGCAUGUAUGCGAUUGGACAUGCGACAUAUAUGCUCAAUUGGAUACUAUCACGGAGGGUUUCUGUGGAAUAUGGCGAUGAGGAUGAUACAUUUCCAUGGUCUCUGUUUAGAGAAGGCCUCAAACAGACGUCGCUGUGUCCUCGCUGUGCACUAAAGCGGACGAGAAGAAUAAUGGGUGCUAGUGGCCAGAGUCUUUCGGAGGGGUGUCAGCGGAUACACUUUACACAGGCGCAUGCACAUAUGCACAUACACACACAAACACAAACAAAUACGCAGAAUGAUGACGCAACUGAGACAGAUAUACCUUCACAGUUGAGCUCGAGGAGGGGCAGUGCAGAUAGCGCGUUUUCUUCGCUUAGUAGUGGUGCAUUCAGCGAGACAGAUGAAGGCGGUGAUGAUAGCGCUGCCCUCACAUUGAACACACUUAACACACUCAGCAUGAUAGAGCAAGAUCAAACUGAUAAAUUCAACUGUCUAGCUCACUCUGUCUCACCAGCCGCGGCUUCGAUGCUCGCGUGGCUCAUGUGA